GGCGCAAAUGCAGAACACAAAUUCAGUCGGAGUUGUGUAUUCGAGUCCUCCAGAUCCAACAUCCUUGGUCUUUUGUCACUUUUUUAGUACUCUGCAAUAUUCUUUUCUUUGAGAAGGGUGUGAGGGUUUAUGGAAAAAAUCGGGCGUGGACUGUGAAAAAAUCCUCAAAGAUAACUUAAAGGCUUAUAGUUUAUCUAGGGGAUUUUUAGGAGGUCUAUUUAUUGAUCAUGAGUGGGAAUCCUAUUGAAUUUUGUUGAAAAGUUUAUGUGCAUAAGGACAAAUGGUAUCUUGUGAUUUUGGGUGAGGUCUAAGAAAACUUCAUAAAUUAUCUCCUGGAAUUUCAUCCGAAAGGUCUGAUGAUUGAGAAAUAAGGAGAAAUUCUGAGAUUGUUAGACUUAGAGUUAAGAUAAGGAAACUGCCCUAUUAUGUAAUUCACUUGUAGGGGCGUCACAGAGUGAGGGAGUGAAAAGAGGAGUGAGUGGUUGUCUUGUGAAAAUGAGGGUGGAAACUUGCUUGUGCAUCUCAAUUGUGGUGCUAUGUGUUUUUGCUGUGGAAUAUGCCUCAGGAUGGCGUUCAGGGACAUCAACAAAGUCCUCAAGUGGAAAGAAUGAGCUCAAUAUCGGGCUCAUUGCGCCCCAUACGAACUUCGGGAAGCGCGAAUACCUUCGUGCUGUGAAUUCCGCCGUUCUGGCACUCUCAAAAACACGGGGUCAGAAAUUGACUUUCCUCAAGGACUAUGCCUUCCUACCGGCAAACAUUCACUUCGGCAUGAUGUCCCUUACGCCCAGCCCAACGGCCAUACUCGAAACUUUAUGCAAAACAUUUCUCCAGGUGAAUGUGUCAGCGAUUUUGUACAUGAUGAACUACGAGCAGUACGGAAGGAGCACCGCUUCUGCACAGUAUUUUCUCCAACUGGCCGGUUACCUGGGCAUUCCAGUGAUUUCCUGGAAUGCUGAUAACUCUGGCCUAGAGAGACGAGCCUCCCAAUCAACCCUACAGCUGCAACUGGCACCGAGCAUUGAGCACCAAAGUGCUGCAAUGUUGAGCAUUUUAGAGCGAUAUAAGUGGCACCAAUUUUCUGUAGUGACUUCUCAGAUUGCCGGGCACGAUGACUUCGUGCAGGCAGUGCGUGAGAGAGUCGCUCAGAUGGAUCACUUUAAGUUCACCAUUCUCAACUCCAUCAUUGUCACACGGCCAAAUGACCUGAUGGAGUUGGUGAACAGUGAAGCGCGCGUUAUGCUCUUGUAUGCCACAAAAAGUGAAGCUAUUGACAUCCUUCAUGCAGCUCAAGAUCUCAAGCUCACUGGAGAGAAUUAUGUCUGGGUAGUAACUCAGAGUGUCAUUGAGAAUACCCAGACUCAUCCUCAGUUCCCCGUUGGAAUGCUUGGGGUGCAUUUUGACACCUCAAGCGCCCAAUUAGUCAAUGAGAUUGCAACUGCCAUUAAAGUCUUUGCCUAUGGCGUGGAAUACUACCUCACUGAUCCGGCAAAUCAUGGCAGGAAGCUCAACACUCAUAUGCUUUCCUGCGAGAAUGAAGGACAAGCUCGCUGGGACAAUGGAGAAAUAUUUUUCAAGUAUCUUCGGAAUGUGUCCAUGGAGGGGGACCUCAACAAACCGAACAUUGAAUUUACCGCUGAUGGAGAUCUCAAAUCAACUGAGCUGAAAAUAAUGAAUCUUAGACCCAGUGUCAACACAAAAGGACUCGUUUGGGAAGAAAUUGGAGUUUGGAAGUCCUGGGCAACACAGAAACUCGAUAUCAGAGAUAUUGCCUGGCCAGGAAAUUCUCAUGCGCCUCCGCAAGGAGUUCCUGAAAAGUUUCACUUAAAGAUUACAUUUUUGGAGGAAGCACCUUACAUCAAUUUAUCUCCUGCGGAUCCCGUUAGCGGAAGAUGCCUUAUGGACAGGGGUGUCCUGUGCAGGAUUGCUUCUGAUCAGGACAUGGCUGAUGUUGAUGUGGCUCAAGCGCACAAAAACAGCUCUUUUUACCAAUGCUGCAGUGGCUUCUGUAUCGAUUUACUGGAGAAAUUCGCAGAGGAAUUGGGAUUCACGUACGAAUUGGUUAGAGUUGAGGAUGGGCGAUGGGGAACUCUGGUUAAUGGCAAAUGGAAUGGAUUGAUAGCGGAUCUUGUGAACAGGAAAACUGACAUGGUUCUCACAUCUCUAAUGAUCAAUGCUGAACGUGAGGCUGUUGUGGAUUUCAGUGAACCCUUCAUGGAGACAGGAAUUGCAAUUGUUGUGGCCAAGAGAACAGGAAUAAUCUCCCCAACAGCCUUUCUAGAGCCUUUCGACACAGCCUCAUGGAUGCUGGUGGGAAUUGUUGCAAUUCAAGCAGCAACCUUCAUGAUCUUCUUCUUCGAAUGGCUCUCGCCCAGUGGUUAUGACAUGAAGCUCUCAGUGCAAACCACAGGCUCAGUUAUGCCCUAUCGAUUCUCCCUUUUCCGAACUUACUGGCUGGUCUGGGCUGUGCUCUUCCAGGCUGCUGUUCACGUAGACUCUCCCAGAGGAUUUACUGCCAGAGCCAUGACUAAUGUCUGGGCCAUGUUUGCUGUGGUCUUCUUGGCUAUCUACACUGCCAAUUUGGCCGCUUUUAUGAUCACCCGUGAGGAGUUUCACGAAUUCACUGGACUCGAUGAUACUAGACUUUCCCAUCCCUUCUCUCACAAACCUGUCUUCAAAUUUGGCACUAUCCCCUGGAGUCACACGGAUUCCACGAUUCGCAAAUACUUCCCAGAGAUGCAUUACUACAUGUCACAAUACAAUAAAACCAGCGUUGCUGAAGGAGUAGCUUCAGUGCUUAACAGCAAACUCAAUGCUUUUAUCUACGAUGGAACAGUUCUGGACUACCUCGUAGCCCAAGAUGAGGAUUGUCGUUUAUUAACCGUUGGAAGUUGGUACGCAAUGACUGGAUAUGGCCUUGCCUUUAGUAGGAAUUCAAAGUACGUUGAAAUGUUCAACAAACGACUCUUAGAAUUCCGUGCUAAUGGGGAUCUUGAACGUCUUCGAAGAUAUUGGAUGACGGGGACUUGUCGUCAGGGAAGACAAGAGCACAAAUCAUCAGAUCCAUUGGCUCUUGAGCAAUUCUUAUCUGCUUUUCUCCUCCUAAUGGCUGGGAUUCUUUUAGCAGCUCUCCUCCUGGCCUUGGAGCAUGUCUACUUUAAAUAUUUCCGCAAGCGUUUGGCAAAGUCUGACGGUGGAGGAUGUUGCGCCCUUAUUUCACUUUCCAUGGGAAAAUCUCUAACAUUCCGUGGUGCAGUAUUUGAGGCACAGGAAAUUAUACGGAAACACCGAUGCAGUGAUCCAAUUUGCGAUACUCAUUUGUGGAAGGUUAAACAUGAAUUGGAUAUGGCAAGAUUGAGAAUUCGACAGCUGGAAAAAACUAUGGAUCAUCAUGGCAUAAAACCGCCUCAGAUAAAACUGUCCUCAGCAUCUGACCUAAUUGAUGCAGCCUACAAAGAGAACCGUUUUCGUCCUCCUUUACUGGGUAAUUUAAGCCUUGGUGGAAGUGAUCAGAAUCUCUUUAGAUGGUCUUACAAAACAGAAAUUGCCGAAAUGGAAACCGUACUCUAAACUUCUCAAAAUCUUUCCCUUUGGAAAAAAAAACUUUGCACAAAAAGUCCUUUUUCUUUUUUUUUUUACUUUAAUCACAAUCAACACCACUGAGCGCUUCCAGGAAAUGAAAAAAAGGUGAAUUUGAAGUCUGCUUAAGUUCCCGACAUAAUAUUGGUGAAUCAAAAUCACAAAAAAACACCCAAAAUAUUACUUCUUUCUUAAAUGUCUUAAAGUUAUCAUUAAACAUUUUUAACGGUAUUGAUGGCUAACACGAUGUGAAUUAAUGUUACUUGCAUUUGACCAGCAAUUUGUCGGUUUCAUUAAAUAAUUUCCCUCAUCCCAUGGAGAUUGUGUCCAGAAGCCAAUAUUGUCGUGAAAAAAAAAAAGAUUUAGAAAGAGCAAUGAGCUCAAUGUAGUCUAGUUGUUUAACACAAUUCACAAUGUGCAGAAAAAAAAGCUAAACCAAAAAAUGAAUGUUAACUCAGAAGAAACAUGUUAGUGUAAUGAUUUUCUAGUAGUAGUCACUUUUAGAUGCCAGAAAACCCUAAGAAAUAUUAACGAAAAAAGUUGUCUACGUAAUAAUUUGUUACAUUUGUUACUAUUUUUAAAAAAUACCAAACAAAUACUAUAUACUCAAAGAAUGUUAACAGACUUAUCAAUUGAUGGGCGGAAUAUCAGAUUAUGAGCAUUUAGGAUUGGAAAUUAAAUAACUAAAGGAAAUGUGAAUUAAAAUAUACUAUGAAUAAAGUAAUUGUAGUGGAA
Messenger RNA from Phlebotomus papatasi, 4311 nucleotides. RefSeq names its product glutamate receptor ionotropic, NMDA 2B (gene Nmdar2). NCBI's taxonomy places the organism in Eukaryota, Metazoa, Arthropoda, Insecta, Diptera, Psychodidae. The transcript is spliced from 8 exons. Gene Ontology annotation, biological process: monoatomic ion transport; modulation of chemical synaptic transmission; synaptic transmission, glutamatergic. The record is from RefSeq and is a predicted model, not a curated record. Gene Ontology annotation, molecular function: transmitter-gated monoatomic ion channel activity involved in regulation of postsynaptic membrane potential; NMDA glutamate receptor activity. Gene Ontology annotation, cellular component: postsynaptic membrane; plasma membrane. Bases 496 to 3567 code for a protein of 1023 amino acids.